ACUCUUCCAGGUUCUUCCUCCCUCGGUGGAGUUAAGAUUAGUAGUCACCGGAGAACUGAAAGCCACCACUUCCUCGUCCUCCUCCGCCGGCUCCGCCGCCGCCGCCGCCGCCUUCCUCCCUCUUUGUUUUCUGUACGCUUCUUCCUCUCUCCAAACCGGCAAAACGCCCAGUCGAAACUAAUUGCUUUGGAACCUAUAACCCAUCUAGAAAUUUGUCCUCUCCCUUUUUGGAGUUAGGUUUGCUUCUGUUGUGGGGUUUGCCAAGGAAAGAUGAGGCUGCCUAAUUUUGUAAGGGGUUCUAACUCAUCUCCAUAUGGUUCUAUGCUCAAAGAUACUGGAGGCAAGAGAGCCUAUUUUUGCAGCUUUCUCCUGCUGGGUGCUGUCCUCGGUGUAGCCUGCCUUGUGGGGACUCCGUCUUUUGCUAAUAACAAAGGAAUAUUGUUUGGAUGGGGAGCAAUUGAGCCAACUCAGAAUAAGUUGUCCACUUUAUGCAAGACUCAAUGCAAACCUUCUGGGAGUGAGCCAUUGCCUCAAGGCAUUGUUAGCAGGACAUCAAACUUAGAAAUGCAACCAAUGUGGGGAUCUCUACACCCUCAAAAGAAAAAGCACGUAGCAAAGGCAUCUAAGAGCUUGUUGGCCAUGGCAGUUGGAAUAAAACAAAAAACAGUUGUGGAUCAAAUUGUUGAGAAGUUUUUCUCCAGCAAGUUCACUAUAAUGCUUUUCCAUUAUGAUGGUGUGGUUGAUGAGUGGAGAGACUUACAAUGGACUGAUAGUGCCUUACAUGUCUCUGCAAUCAAUCAGACAAAAUGGUGGUUUGCCAAGCGCUUCUUACAUCCAGAUAUAGUUGCUGAGUACAAUUAUAUAUUCCUUUGGGAUGAAGAUCUUGGAGUAGAGCAUUUUCAUCCUGGACGUUAUAUAUCAAUCAUUGAGAGGGAAGGGUUAGAGAUAUCACAACCUGCAUUGGAUGUUGCUAAAUCAGAGGUGCAUCAUCAAAUCACUGCACGUGGGAGGCAAGGAGAUGUGCACAGAAGAAUUUACAAGUUGAGAGGUGGUGGGAGGUGUUAUGAGAACAGUACUGCACCUCCAUGCACAGGGUGGGUAGAGAUGAUGGCUCCUGUGUUCUCAAGAGCUGCAUGGCGUUGUGUGUGGUAUAUGAUCCAGAAUGACUUGAUUCAUGCAUGGGGCCUAGACAUGAAGCUUGGUUACUGUUGUCAGGGUGAUCGGACGAAAAAUGUUGGAGUGGUGGACAGUGAAUAUAUAGUUCAUAUGGGUACACCUACACUUGGUGGUUUUGAUGAGAACAAGCCAAAUGCAGAAUUAAGUGGUCAUGCUCAUGCUCCUGUAUCCGAGUCAUCUUACUUGGGAACAAUGGUGCCUCAUGGAUCAUCUGGUGUCACAGAUAGAUAUGCAGUAAGGCGCCGGUCUUAUGUGGAACUGAGGGUUUUCCUAACAAGAUGGAAAAAUGCAGUGGCAGAGGAUGAGUGCUGGAAUGAUCCAUAUCCACAAGCAGGAAAGAAUUUGAACAGAUAGUAUGGCUCCGUGUCUUACUGGAUUGCCUUGAGCUCUCCUUAAGUUCACUCAGAUCAUACACCGAGCUAGUUGAUGCAAACAUGGAACAACCGCAGAAGUGAAGUACAGUGAAGUAUGAGAGACAGCAUAGGAUACAAGUACUGAUGUCAGCCUAAAAGUUUUCCGUCAAGUUGAUAUUUGUAAGUCCAUAGUUACUCAACAGUUAAUAGAGGUGCUUUAAUAUUAGCAAAUAUAGUUGUAAUUAUCUAUUCUUUGUCAGUACAACAUUUUUUACCUUUCUAUUUUGCCUUGUACAAAAAAGAAUCCUUAUAGUUUUGUGUUAGCAAGAACUUUUUUAAGACAAAAAUGUAUUUAAGCUUCAUGGAUGUUAUUAUCAUUUAUUAUCGGGCUGGCAUUUGUCAUCCUGGACUUCGUAGAA
This is a messenger RNA of Phoenix dactylifera (date palm), 1948 nucleotides long. RefSeq lists its product as uncharacterized. NCBI's taxonomy places the organism in Eukaryota, Viridiplantae, Streptophyta, Magnoliopsida, Arecales, Arecaceae. The record is from RefSeq and is a predicted model, not a curated record.